AGUGCGUUUGCUUUUUGAGCAGGUUUGGAAUGUCCAUUCUUAACUCCAUUAUUUUGUGAUGCCUUUGUUAUCCAUUCAGUGUAUGAGUGCGCAGGGAGAUGCUGUCGAUCCAUCCCUUUGCUCCAGCUUGAUGAAGCCCAACAUAAGACCAGCAUGUGCCAUUCCAGAGGUUCCUUGUUAUUUCUGCUCCAUCACAGAUUGCAAUGGGAGAGGCAUAUGCACAGCUGGAAAGUGCUUCUGCCCAGAAGGAUGGUCUGGGACUUUCUGUGAGAUUUCCUCAUCAUGUCCCAGCCCUGGUUAUGUUGAUGGAUCUUACCGAUGCUGUCAAUCUGGUGUGGUCGACCGAAAUAACAAGUGCUGUUCCGGUUCAAGUUCAUCCCUUGAUAAGGAUGGAUAUUGCUGCAGCAGUGGCUUGGUCGAUCCAUGUGGAGUGUGCGAUGGAGCUGGCAAGUUCCUGGAUAUCAGAGGAGACUGUUGCAGAACUUUCCGUGAUGAAAGAGGUGUUUGCUGCAGAAGUGGGUUCAUUGACGAGUGCCAUGUCUGCAAUGGAGAUUCAAGCAGUUGUAACAUCCAGAUGUCCAUGUCAUUUGAUAUCAUUAACAGCAGCGUUGCUAACGACGUUGCAACGACUCCAUCUGUAAGAGAGGCAGUGGUGACCCUCUUCCAUAAGUUGAUUACAGAAACAGCCAGAGUACAACAGGAAGGAGUUAAAGUCACGGGCUUGAAGUGGGGAGAGAAAAUGGGAUCUGGAGAUGAAACCACAAGGGCUAUCAAUAUCACAUUGAUAAUCAAUUUUUUCGGUGGUGCUGAGAAUGCAGGUGUAAGAGAGAAUCUUGAUCAGAUCCGUACUCUGAAGGAUUUAAUACCCAGGCUGGAAAAUGCAGAGGGCAAUCUAAGGACGAUGGAUUCAAGAGAAAAGACAGCCACAUUGGUGUUCUUUGACAUUGCAAACAGUCUCAAGAUCGUGGAAUCGCGGAGGACUGGUGUAUGCGGGAAUGGCAUGUGCGAAUUGGGCGAGCGGUGUAAUCCGGACGGGUCUGCAGCACCAGUUGUCACUCUGGAGGGCACAGAAGUGCUCGCAGAAACACAGUGCUGCCCUGCCGAUUGCCAGUAUAUCACUGUGCCGUGUCCGGCUCCAGCAACUGGCCCGAGGCAAGCAAUACUCCUGAUUGUGCUCACGACUUAUCUGUGCUGCGGCAGGAAUAGAUCCAAGGGGGCUUCUGUGGCGGCAGAAAACGACAACCCGAACAAUCCUGACAGGGGAAAAGCCAGGUCGCUGGCCUCACCUGAGACAGUGGUUCUUAACUGGGGGCCAAGGAACCGAUUAUCCGUACCACCAGAGCCAGACAGUCCCAACUGGGACAAAAACAGACUAUCUGUACCACCUCCAACUCCUGUGCCUUCCACUCGAAUAUAGGAUGUGGACGUCCUGCUGCUACAUCCGGCUGCACAGUUACAUGAGGAAUGACUGAGUGUACUGCUGCACGCGGCUGCAUACGUACUGU
This is a messenger RNA of Chara braunii, 1505 nucleotides long. NCBI's taxonomy places the organism in Eukaryota, Viridiplantae, Streptophyta, Charophyceae, Charales, Characeae. The record is from the annotation of a GenBank genome assembly.